Molecule: messenger RNA, 1020 nt
Organism: Trypanosoma cruzi
Lineage: Eukaryota; Euglenozoa; Kinetoplastea; Trypanosomatida; Trypanosomatidae
Exons: 1
Coding region: 1-1020 (339 amino acids)
Biological process (GO): rRNA methylation
Cellular component (GO): mitochondrial large ribosomal subunit
Molecular function (GO): methyltransferase activity
Source: RefSeq, a predicted model, not a curated record
AUGCCACCAAAGAGGCGGCAGGGUGCGCGUGGCGGCGCUCUGGGUGCAAAGCGCAGUGCGGGAUUUGAGGAGUUUUACGCCGGUGUUUACGGCACACGGUGGCCUGCGCUUCGGAAGGCGUUGACUGCGGCGUCACCGAAGAAAGUGUUGCUGUGGAACCGAUUUUGUCAGUUGCCCUUCGCGAAGGUGAUGGCGAACAUGAAGCGCAUGGACGAGGAGUCGCUUCUGCAGGUUUUUCGGUGCCAAGAUGGGUGUGAGGUGGCGCCGCCUGCCAGUGACGCGUUUAACGUCAAGGCGUACUACCCGUUGGAUUACGCCUCCGCACUGGUGGUGGAGCAGUUGGAGGUUGGCGCGUUUGAUCGAGUGCUUGAUGUCUGCGCUGCUUUUGGUGGGAAUUCGAUUGGAAUUGCGCAGUUUCUUUCCGCAGACGGGGCGCUGACGGUAAAUGAGCCAAAUCAUGAGCGUAGCGCCCGGCUACGACGCAAUAUUAGGGAGUACAUUCCGUCAAAUUAUGUUCCUGUGACCAUCACCCAACGCAAUGCUGAGACAUGGUAUGCGCCUUCGAUGUACCACCGCGUACUCGUUGAUGCUCCGUGUUCAGCUGAGCGUUAUUUUUUGCAGCGCGACGGUGGCGCUCCCGUCAGUCCCAAAAUGUGGACGGAACAGACAUCUCUGGAGUUGAGCCGCAGAGGGUGUGUGUUGCUGCUGCGAGCGCUGGAGACUUGUCGGCCAGGCGGUCGUGUUGUGUACAGCACUCGCUCCCUUUCCCCCUUGGAGAACGACGGUGUUGUGGAGGACGCACUGCGGCGAACCCGUUGCCAGGUGGAGGUGCAUCCAACAACGUUGUGUAACAUGGGUGAGAAGACACGUUACGGCCAUAUCGUUCUCCCAGACACAGCUGGGGGGUUUGGCCCACUGUUUUGUUGCGUCAUUCACAAAGUGUCUGAUAGGCGAGAGGAGGUUGACAGCAAUGAAGAGGGGGAGGAAUGUGAAUAUGAUGAUGAAAAUGGGGAUUCAUAA